AUGCAGCGCGUGCCCACCGGCGUGCCGUCAGCGAAAGUGCAGUGCGGUGUGGCGAGCACUCCUAACGGCAGAGGCGGACGGGUUACGAGCGGCACAAGUGCACCGCAUUACACUGCCAAUUUCUUGCAUAAGUCUUCCAGAAGCGAAGAAGAGCGGUUGCACGGUAACCGCUUAGCGCUGGCGCUGGACAUUGAUCAGCACGCGAGAAUGCUUGCCCACAGCGCGCCAUCCAACCUCUCUUCGGCCUGCAGUUCUUCUACAAAGAUCAAUGGCCGCAGAGUCUGGCGAGACGGUACCUGGGAACGUCUUGAUCCGCCGGUCUCACCUACGAAGUCUGCCACUGCUAAGCCGCCCAAAGAAGUUCCAAUCAUCCCAUUCCGUGUCCUUGACGCGCCUGCGCUGCGGGAUGACUUCUACUGCUCACUUCUCGCAUACUCGCCAACGCUCCAUUGUCUGGCUGUGGGCCUUGGUCCUCAUGUCUACUUGUGGUCCGAGAACAAAUGUUCUUCGAGGCCACGCAUCCCUGACUCAUUAAGUGCGCCAUUCGCGGCCCAUGUGACAUCGCUCUCGUUCAGUUCAUUAGAAGGCGGCAGCGCAAUCUUGGCGAUUGGACGUGCCGAUGGAAGGAUAACGCUAUGGUCGCCAAUGGAUAGCGAGCCGCGCUUUGACAGCGAGCAGCCUGCACCCGUCUCUUGCGUCUCGUUUCGUCCAACUACAAUCCGCCGACCUUCCGUCCGCGAAGCCAUCAUCUCAGUCCUGACCGAGGAACUGCUGGUCGGGGAUGAAGUUGGCAAUGUCUAUAUCUACUCCAUCGAAUGGCCUAACCAAGAUGCCCGAGAUCUGUGGGCCUGGCACGGCAGCAUGACGUUGCUUGCACGCAUGAGCUGUCACACUCAGCAAGUCUGCGGUAUGAAUUGGAGCCCCAAUGGAGAAGUAUUUGCAACAGGCGGCAAUGACAACCUGAUAUACGUGUUCGAGCGGAAGAAACUGCUCAACACACGUGGUGGGUCGAGCGACACCGUAGUCGCGUCUCCCAACACCACUGUACUCAGCCAGACUGCAGUGCUCUGCAUCGGGCCUGGCGAGCAGAAGCACACAUUCUCCCUCAACGCCGCCGUCAAGGCGCUCGCUUUCGCUUCAUGGGAGCCGUCUCUUCUUGCCGCAGGUGGGGGCAGCAACGAUCGCAGCAUCCACUUCUUCCACACUUCAUCUGGCGCCGCAUUGGCCACGAUUGACUGCCAUGCACAGGUCACGAGCUUGUUGUGGAGCGAGCGAAGGCGGGAGAUCGCCGCCACCUUCGGCUUCGCGCAGCCGGAGCAUGCAGUGCGAAUUGCAGUCUUUGCAUGGCCGAGCUGUGAGUGCCUAGUCAAGAUACCUUGGUGGAGCGAGGAACGUGCGCUUUGGGCGGUGCGGUAUCCGCGUGGGCCCUCUGGUGCUGGUGAGGGUAAGGUGGAUGCGGAGGGUAGGCCGUGGUAUGGGCAUCGCACGAAGGAGGAAGGUUGCUUGGUCGUUGCAACGAGCGACGCAAGCAUCAAAUUCCACGAGAUCUGGGCUGAAGGGAACAGCAACGCAGAGAAACAACGCGCUCGGGAGCCAGCAGGUGGUCUGGGGAGUUUGGCUGGAAGUCAGAUCCUGGCCGGAGAGUGCACCUUCGGUGAUGGUAUACGCUGA
This is a messenger RNA of Baudoinia panamericana UAMH 10762, 1671 nucleotides long. RefSeq lists its product as uncharacterized. Lineage: Eukaryota; Fungi; Ascomycota; Dothideomycetes; Mycosphaerellales; Teratosphaeriaceae. Bases 1 to 1671 code for a protein of 556 amino acids. The record is from RefSeq and is a predicted model, not a curated record. The transcript has 3 exons. Gene Ontology annotation, biological process: positive regulation of anaphase-promoting complex-dependent catabolic process; anaphase-promoting complex-dependent catabolic process; positive regulation of ubiquitin protein ligase activity. Gene Ontology annotation, molecular function: protein binding; anaphase-promoting complex binding; ubiquitin ligase activator activity. Gene Ontology annotation, cellular component: anaphase-promoting complex.